Messenger RNA from Somion occarium, 1760 nucleotides. The record is from the annotation of a GenBank genome assembly. NCBI's taxonomy places the organism in Eukaryota, Fungi, Basidiomycota, Agaricomycetes, Polyporales, Cerrenaceae.
GUCUGGUGGCUCGGCAUGCUUUCAAGUUGCUGACUUCAGGCCUUAGGCAUUGGCCGCCCGGCUCAACUUGGUGUUACGGCAAUGAGUAUGUGCGUGCUUCUGAGACCCUCACAGUGCAGAACAAUUAUGUUCAGCUUCGGCUUCAGGUAUCAGGAUACAGAUCUGGUCUCCACAGCGGUUCGUAUACCCCAUAAGCCGAUUCUACGCACCAAGACGAUGUGAAUGUAAUGGUAACACACCUUAACCAUGGAAAGCACCUUCUCUGAACUUGAUAAUCUGGUCUCCCUGAUCACUUCAUCCGCUGACCAAAUCAAGCAAGAAUACCGCAACUCGAGGCAGACUAUUCCCAGCCUUAACAGUACUGAAGGACAUCCAUUCGACGCAGAGGCCAUCUCACAGGAGCUCCAAGAUGCCUUACGUACCGUACAUGGUGCCUGCGCCCAGUUAACCGCGAUGGUAGCACCACCUCAGUAUACAUUGACAGUAUUAUCUCUGGGUCAUUACUUCGCUGCAUGUCUGAAUGUUGCUGUAAACGCAAAACUCGCUGAUCACUUGCAAAGCCACCCCGACGGUCUGCAUGUUUCCAAGUUGGCAACAUUAACGAAGAUAGACGAAAACAAACUUGCGCGAGUCCUUCGCUUGCUCGCAACCAAACACUGUUUCAGAGAAGUAACGCUUGAUGUCUUUGCCAACAACCGCCUCAGUAUAGGACUCUUGUCUGACCAGCCUAUUGGUACUAUGGUUGGUUUUAUGACCGACGACAACUAUCGCGCAGGAACAGCACUAUCAGAUACGCUGUCUGAUGCGACACUUACUUCGUCUCUUUCCCCAAACGAAGCAGCUUGGGCACGUGCAAUGAAUUAUCAAGGCUCUGUGUGGGAUUGGUAUAAGGAAGUUGACCCAGUCAAAGGGAAGCGAUCUGGUCAAGCUAUGGUGGGAUUUGGUUCUGUCCUGAAGCUUGACAGUAUUGUCAACGGCUUCACAUGGAGGUCACAGCCAGAGGGUAUGACUGUGUGUGACAUCGGUGGCGGCGUUGGACAUGUCAGCAUGCAUAUUAUCAAGGCCUGCCCGCAGCUUCGUGUGGUAUUACAAGACUUACCUGCUACUAUCGAAGAGGCGAAACGAUUCUGGAAAGAAAGCGUUCCAACUCUCGUGACAGAUGGCAGGGUAGAAUUCGUUCCAUUGGACUUCUUGAAGGGAUCCCCUGUUGCUGGUUGCGACUUCUAUUUCAUCAAAAAUGUUUUACACGACUGGCAAGAUUCCGACUGCGUCACAAUCAUCACGAAUAUCAGGAAAGCUAUGAAACCGACCUCACGACUCAUUAUUCAUGAGUUUUUGAUUCAACAUGUCUCCUCUGACAAUAGUGACAAUGGCCGCUUCGUUAAAAAGGCACCUGAACCGUUGCUACCUAACUAUGGCGAGGGACGAAUUCUUGAGUACUACUCUGACAUUGCGGCAUUGGUCAAUGCUAAGGAGCGUACUCUGCAGGGAUUUUCCACUUUGGGACAACAGUGUGGCCUCGAACUUGUGAAAGUUUGGGAAUGCGGACAAAUGAACUCCUUGGAAUUCAAAUUGAUCGAUGCAGUUUGAGUGACCAGAAAUAUCAUUCAUGGUAUCAAGCAUGCCGAGAACGUGAGUCAGGUUUGAGUCCACCGAAUGGUUUAUACAUGUACUAUUAGCCAGUGUACGACAUUUUUUAAAUCUUGCUACGUUCUUCGUGACUCGAGAUAUGACCAAGGCCAGCAACUGAUUCACGCCUG